GUUUUUUAUCUCUCAAAAAGGCCUUUCGAUAAAGAUUUUCAUAUUUCCAAAAUAAAAUCUAUUUAGUUAAUAGCGAUCAGGGUAAUAAUAUUAUUACGGAGAAACAGAAUGAGUGAACAGCAUCGCCCCGCAUGGAAUCACUUGAAAUCAGAACGACAGGCGGCAUUCUCUAAUAAGGUGAGAAAGGCUUUUUUAGAUGAGGGCCGAAAGCGCAAAGAUGAGGAGCGCGCGCGCAUGGAGGCAUAUCGGCGCCUUUGCGCUGAAGAAGGGAUUGAAUCAAAACGUCUGAAGGAGUAUGAUCAGGCGCGCGAGGAGGCUUCUGCGCGGCUAAAGGAGGCUUUAGAAGCGGUCGAUUACGACCAAAGCCUUACUAACAAUGAAAAGAAGAAACGGAAAUAUAAUUUAAAGCGAAAGUUCGCCGCCACGACUGUAAAUGAGAGUAUUAGCAAGAAAUAUAAGCCCCACACGGCUGUCACUGACAUUGAAAUAAUUCAAAAGAAGAAGGAAGAAAUGAGGAAGAACAUCAAGCAGGCUCGAGAGCAACGGAACCGCGAAAAGGCCUCUAAACUUCAGCUUCGGAAGAAGCGGACGGAGUUGUUUAAGCAGCGGACUAAGCGUGGACAGCCGGUACUUGCUAGCAGGGUGGAAUCUUUACUGCAAAAGAUAACACGUGAAAGCUGAAAAGUAAUAUAUAUAUAUAUAUUAAGCCUAUAGGGAUAUGAUGCCUUUAACUGCUUCUUUUGUUCGACGAGUAAUAAAUACUUAAGCAAUUGGUGUUUGUUUUUA
Molecule: messenger RNA, 786 nt
Organism: Phytomonas sp. EM1
Lineage: Eukaryota; Euglenozoa; Kinetoplastea; Trypanosomatida; Trypanosomatidae
Source: the annotation of a GenBank genome assembly